AUGUCUUCUUUUUGUCGCUUUUUGCCUAUAUGUUCUGUAGUUUUUCUUUUUCUAAGUGUUACUCAUCCUCCUACGUUUGUUGGUUUCUGUCAUUCUUUCUUUCCUCCACCUCCUCCUCUCCUCCUCUUCCUCCCACUACAACUACUACUCUCCCUUUUGACGUCCAUUUUACUUGGAGUUCUAGAAACAGCAGCGUUUUCUCCUUUUCAUUAUCAUUUUAUUUUUUCUUCCUCUUUUUCUUUUCUUCUACUUCUUCGUUUUCUAAAUAUGUCAUUUCUUUUCUGUUUCCCUCGAUUUCUUCUCUUCUUUGUCUUCUUCUUUGCCGAUUCAAAGUUUUUCUUCGAGUUUUUUUUCUUUUUUUCUUAUUUUAAAUUCUUCUAUGAAAUCUUCUUGAAAAUAUUUUAUCCUUCACGUUUGUUUUUCUUCUUCUCUUCCCACGUUCUCAUAUUUAUUUUCUUUUUCAGUUUCUUCUUCUUUAGGCAGUUUUUCUUUCAUUCUCCAUCUACGUUUUUAUUUUUCAUCAUAAUCUUUCUUUUUUCAGUCCUCUUUAUUCUCUUCUCUGUCUUCUCUUUUUUUAAAAUUUUUUCUUCAGUUUCUUUCUCUUUCCGUCCGCUCUUUAUUCUUCCUUACGUCUACAAAUCUACUUUCUUCUUCUUCUUCGCCUUCUUCUUCUUUUCUUCUUCUUCUUCUUCUUCGCCUUCUUUUUCUUCUUCUUCUUCUUCUUUUCUUCUUCUUCUUCUUCUUCUUCUUCUUCUUCUUCGCCUUCUUCGCCUUCUUCUUCGCCUUCUUUUUCUUCUUCUUCGCCUUCUUCUUUUCUUCUUCUUCUCGUUUAUCUUCUCCUUCUUGAUGUUCUAUUUCCUUCUGCUAAAUUUCCGUUACUAUUCCUCAUUUUGUUCCUUUUUUCUUUUUUCCUUUUCUUUUUCACCGUCACGUCUUUUUUUCAUCGCCUUUUUUUCUUCUUUCUUAUCGUCAUCAUCUUCAGCUAAUAUUCCUUUUUUCCAACGUCCUCUUUUCUGUCCAUCUCAAUUUUCCUUUGCAGCCUUCGUGAUUACACUUGAUAUUCUUUCUUCACUCCCUCUUUCACUUUCUUCUUUUUUUUCUUCAUAUGCUUCGACUUCUAAGAGUUUCAUUUCUUCUUCUUUUUACCCACUUAUUUGUUCCUUCUUUAGAUUGGUUUUUCAUUCUACACCAAAAUCAUUCUUUUCUUCUUUCAUUUUUCCUCUUUUUCUCUUCCUUUUGGUUCCCGCUACUCGUCCAACUAACGGCCUCGACCCCUCCUCUCCCUCUCCAACGCCAACGAGACUGGUGGCGCCAUCUACCCAACCAAUGUCCGGGUACCUACGGUUUAUGUCUCCUGGAUUUUUUUCGCUUUUCUUCUUUCUUAGGAAACCAUGUUUGUCUUUUUACCCACUCUCUCUCUCUUUCUCUCUCUCUCUCUCUCUCGCCUAA
Messenger RNA from Acanthosepion pharaonis, 1449 nucleotides. NCBI's taxonomy places the organism in Eukaryota, Metazoa, Mollusca, Cephalopoda, Sepiida, Sepiidae. The record is from the annotation of a GenBank genome assembly.